ACUAACUCAUAUAUUAACUUUAUUAAAAAUGGAUUUCUAUUUUUGUUUUGGAAUAUUACUUUGUUUUAUUUGUUUAAUUACCAUACCUACGUUUUCAGAUGUGGUGCCAAACUUCAAUAAAAAUGAGCUAGAAGAACUUUAUAAAGCAGUAUUAGAUAUGCUAGUAAAUGAGAAAUAUGGAUCCAAUGAAGAGAUUCAUUAUUCAGCUGAGGAUAAUAGAGCAAUAAACGAUUUCUUCAUCCCAUCAAAUCAGAAAAACUAUCCAUUUUCAUUUUUCGGCUUACAAUAUUUAUUGGUUCAAUUAUUUAAUAUUUCUGUUGAAAAUGAUAAAAUUAUAUUCAAAAGAAAAGAAAACACUGAAUUAAAACCACGGAAGGAUAAUUCAAUGGUUGCAGAAAUUGCGAUGUCGAACAAAUCAGAUAAUGAAGUGAUAUCACAUAUUGUAAAAGAAUUUGAACAGAAUAAAAUAUACGAAGCAGCAUUUAAUGAUUACUUUCGUUCUUAUGAUGAAGAAAAUAACGGCACUGUUCCAAAUGAAAUAGCAAAAGAAAUUUUGCCGUAUACAUCAUUGUUUGCAGAUCAAAAUUCUUCUGAGUUCUCUAAUGAGCUACUCAAAAAAUACACAAAUAAUCAAAAUCGAUUUGAAUAUGAAAAAAUGAUAAAAAACGUUGCCAAUGAUAAUAAAGAAGAUAAAUCUAAUAUAUUGACUUAUGAUUACGACCAGAAAGUUUGGAAAAAAUUAUAUUCGCAGUAGCUUCUUUUUAUAGUUUGUAAAAUAUACUAAAACUACAUUAAAAAUAUUUCUCUUUAAUUUCUAUUUUACUAUUUCUUGCCAAUAUGUAUCACAGUUAUUGAAAUAUAAUGAU
Molecule: messenger RNA, 866 nt
Organism: Daktulosphaira vitifoliae (grape phylloxera)
Lineage: Eukaryota; Metazoa; Arthropoda; Insecta; Hemiptera; Phylloxeridae
Exons: 7
Coding region: 29-754 (241 amino acids)
Source: RefSeq, a predicted model, not a curated record